This is a messenger RNA of Oncorhynchus gorbuscha (pink salmon), 2071 nucleotides long. Its product is annotated as rho-related GTP-binding protein RhoF-like. Gene Ontology annotation, molecular function: GTP binding; GTPase activity. Gene Ontology annotation, biological process: small GTPase-mediated signal transduction; cell migration. Lineage: Eukaryota; Metazoa; Chordata; Actinopteri; Salmoniformes; Salmonidae. The coding region runs from base 127 to 750 and encodes 207 amino acids. The transcript is spliced from 6 exons. The record is from RefSeq and is a predicted model, not a curated record.
AGGCAGGAGACGAAGCACACGUGACAGGUAUCAAAUACAUUCCAUUCGCUCCAUUCCAGCAUUUUAUUAUGAGCCGUUCUCCCCUCAGCAGCCUCCACUGAAGUCACGGGCUUCUCGGAGAGAAGCAUGCUACAGAACAUGUCAGGGGGGAGCAGUGGGCAUACCAGGAGGCGAGAGGAGUUUAAGGUUGUGAUAGUAGGUGAUGGUGGAUGUGGGAAAACCUCCCUACUCCAGGUUUGCACUAAAGGAGACUUUCCAGAGAAAUAUGUACCAUCUGUGUUUGAAAAAUGUGUCGCCAACGUGAGGUACAGAGGCGCUGAGUUUCGUCUGAACAUCUACGAUACUGCAGGUCAAGAGGACUAUGACCGAUUACGCCCUCUGUCCUAUCAGAGUGCCAACCUGAUAUUGAUCUGCUAUGAUGUCACUUGCCCCUCAAGUUAUGACAAUUUGCUAAUCAAGUGGUUCCCCGAGGUGCAUCACUUCUGCCGUGGCGUGCCCAUUAUACUUGUAGGAUGCAAAACAGACCUGCGGAAAGAUAAGGUCUUGGUAAAGAAACUGUGGUCUUCAGGCGAGAACCCCAUCACAUACAUCCAGGGUGAAGAGACCAAAAGGAAGAUCAACGCUGACCUCUACUUGGAGUGUUCAGCCAAAUACAAGGAGAAUGUGGAGGACAUAUUCAGAGAGGCUAUCAAACGAGCCAUUGCAGCAACAAGGAAGGCAAAAUGGAAAGGAUUCUGUGCCUUUCUGUGACCCAAGAGAUAAUGCUAUCCCCACUGUGAGCUCCUGAUAGACAGUGCUCUAGACCUAUACUCUCAGGGAAAACACAGAUGACUCCUCCCAACGACAAGUCCUCUUACACUUUUGAUGCUGCGUGUCCACUUCAUUUUACCCUGUGCUAACCCACUUCCUUUGUGUGGUUUUCCUUCCUGCUAACUCUUGACAUAUCUUCUAAAUGUAUUUAUUUCAAAGAAACGGAAAAUGCCCUCAAGUUAUAGACCCACAAAUAAGGAAAUUGGGUCUUCAACAAUUUGAGCAUACAUGAGCAGGACAUGGCAAAUAAUUGAAGGUACCAUUGUUUUCCAUAUUGAUGCAUCCAAUAUUUUUCAUUCAAAAGGUUGACUAACAGUAAUUCAAAGUACAUCUCAUAUAAGUAUUUAAAAAAAACUUUAAUAUGAAUAAAUGAAGCAACAUAAGAUGGAUUUUCUUAUAUUAUUCUUUAUUCAGUAGGCAUAGGGUUAUGCAUAACGUAAUCAAAUAUACAAAAUGCACAAUGGUUGUCUAAUAAAGAGGUCAUAUCAAUCCAAUCCUCUGCCCUUUGGAGUCUCACCACAAUGUAACAGAUUUACAGUAUAAGACAAUGAUUUGGCAUCAGACAAUGCAGUGUAAACAUUGUGGGGUUUCAUAAGCCCCAGGCACUCGAAGACCUCUUACAAAUCUCGGCCUCAAAUGGCAUUUAAGGGGGAUGUUACAAUCAUCAUACAGUAUACGCUGAGUGUACAAAACAUUAAGGACUCCUUCCUAAUAUUGAAUAGCACCCCCCCCCCCUUGCCCUCAGAACAGCCUCAAUUUGUUGGGGCAUGGACUCUACAAGGUGUCGAAAGAGUUGGGUUAACUCCAAUAUUUCCCACAGUUGUCAAGUUGGCUGGAUGUCCUUUGGUUGGUGGACCAUACGAAAGAGGACAAUUGACUCCUAAAUAAUAAAAACAGAAGAUCAUGUGCCAUUAUUUGAUGAAAGUAAAUGUGUGCACUUGGAUCACAUUUAAAAGGUCGACAAAGAUCUGAAUAUAUUGCCUCCAUAAAAAUGCAUUUAUUAAUUUGCCCUCUAGUUUGAAGUAUUUCCUUUAGAAGAAGCUACUUGUGAUUUGUCAAAAUGCAAAACAAACAGCUUUACAAUCGCUAAGAAAAGUACUUCACAUUGAAGGUGGUAUUUCAGCCUGACAUGAAGAACUGGGAACCAUAUCCCAACCAACCUGUCUAAUAAUGACAUAAUGUAGAGGAAAAGGUUAAACAAAUACACUACCGUUCAAAAGUUUGGGGUCACUUAGAAAUGUCAUUUUUGGUCUGUUAAAAU